GAAACACACUUGCAUUGGACGACCUGGGCGAUAGGUGGAAGAGUAGACAGCGGGACAAAUAAAUGUCGUAUCGAAACAACAGUGGAAUGGUGUCGGGUAACCGGUGUUCUAGUGUAGUAAACCAGUUAUGACCUAACUGUGCCACCUCGUUGCACCCACUGUUUACUUGAUCAUCCGCUGGGCAGAACGACGUCUGACAGCGUUACUCAAAUCUACUACGUCGCCAUCCGAAUGGUAAAAUAAACAAGACAAAGCUUGAAGAGAGAUGUGUCGAAGUUUAUAAGGGGUGGCAUGAGGUUUCCAGGUUUCCAGACACGAGUUCCAGACUCGAAGUUCCAUCAUCUCUGGGAUCGAAACCCUGGACCAAGGAUUGCCAGCCACAAUCUAAACCCAGUCUGGGAGCUCUGGUGCCAGGGGUACAUCACAACGUCAAGGGCCCUGAGGGCUGCCUCAGCUGUAGUUCUUGGGCAGCUAUUCGUCGGAUCCGGUGCGACGUGGGUCGGUCUCUGGAGGUGGCGUGAAGAUAUUAUUACGGGGCUAUCAGCAAGGCAUGAAGGCAAGGCUUCCAAUCAGGCAUAUGGUAUAAAGUCAUAGGAGCGAGACUUCAUUCCUCGAGGAUUUUGACUAUAUGUAACACAGGUAGACGAGAUAGGGAGGUAAAAAAAUAAGUUCUUCCAUGAUACACGAUUCUCGCUCUUUAUAGGUUUGGAGCAUGUGGAGCAUGUUAGGGAAAUAGUCGUCCACGACACAUGUCUUAGCUGCUCGCAAAUGAAUUAUCAUUUCGAGCUUCUCAUAAGAGCCACACGCUAGAAAGAUGAGCCGGGAGUAAUUGACGCUUUACAACGAAUGCAGAUGGACUAGCUGUCAGACCUUAUAACUACCAAAAAUACCUCAUUCUACAACGUGUGGGUCCCUCGUCUUUUGACGGUCAAUUUGG
This is a messenger RNA of Pseudomassariella vexata, 937 nucleotides long. RefSeq lists its product as uncharacterized. The transcript has 2 exons. The record is from RefSeq and is a predicted model, not a curated record. The coding region runs from base 292 to 594 and encodes 100 amino acids. NCBI's taxonomy places the organism in Eukaryota, Fungi, Ascomycota, Sordariomycetes, Amphisphaeriales, Pseudomassariaceae.